AAUAAAUAAGUGAUUUAUGAUCAGUGAUUAUGUAUAAUUAAUUGUUUAAAUUAACAAUUUAAAUUAAAUAUGUUUUUAAAUAAAAUCAUUGUUAUAUUUUGUGCAUUGUUCACUUCAACAUACCAACAUAACGUUUGUGCAAGAAAUGAUCCAGCAAUUAAAGCGAAAUGUAAACAAUUAAAAAAGGAGAAAUGUAUUUUUGUUCCAGAUAGUAUAAACUGCCUGCUAAGUUUGCAAGCAAGUGAAGUGAAUUUUGCAUCAUUCAAUCCAGAACAACUGUACCUAAUUGCACAUUUGGUCAACGAAACAUUUGUAAUUAUUGAAGAAAUAAGAAAUCUACGUAAAUUAAAUGAUGAUUUUGAUUUUCAAACAGUGGUGCUCGCACGUAAAGGUCUACCACAACAAUUAAAUGCAACAAAAUAUUGUCAUCCUGGUUUCUACGAUAAUGUAAAUUGGUCACCACGUGUGUUAACUGAAUUCGAACGAGUGGUCUUACAUAAUGUGGAAUACAAUUACGAUACACAACAAUCAAUAAUCGAUAAUGAAAUAAGAAAAAUUGCACAAUAUUUUGGACCAUCGUGUAGACCUGGUAAUUGGGUGGACGACGAACGAAUUAAUAAUGAAUUACAAUAUAAAUAUUCAAAUUUACAAUCAUUAUGCAAAUAUACAAAGGAGACAAAUCCUCAUAUGCGUGCAUUAGAAUGUUUAACAAGACAUGGUGGUGAUGUUGCUUACGUUGAUUUUGCACAUGUUCGAAACUUUUUCGAUAUCAAUUAUGAUUUAGCUAAAGAAGAAUUCGAGUAUGUUUGUAAAGAUGGUUCUAGAAUUCCACUGGAUAGCUGGGAUAUAAAACCAUGUACAUGGAUCAAACAACCAGUUUCUGCAAUAGUGGCUACCAAUAAAAAAAAUUCUGCAAGUAUAGUUCAAACAUACUUAAUCCGUAAAGAAGAAACAGGAAAUCGCACCAAUAAUACGAUAUUUCAAAUACUUGGAAUAGAAGAUAAUCAACAACAGUAUCAAAUUUCGGAAAUCGAACCAGUACACACGUACAUGUGGAAAUAUCGUGAUUUAGUGGAAAUUGAUCCGUUUGAUAAAAAUGUGCAUGUUGUAAAAUGGUGUGUAACAUCUGAAAUUCAAUUGGAAAAAUGUAAAUUAUUAAGAACAGCUGGAAUCGUUUUGGGACUUGUUCCUGAAAUUGAAUGCUUGUAUACAACAAAUCAAAAUAUAUUGAAUUGUUUUAAAAAUAUUCAUGAAAAUAUUGCUGAUAUUGUUGUCAGUGAUUCCAAUUAUGGUUACAUUGGACGAACGUUUUUCAGUUUGUAUCCAAUUGCAUAUGAAAAAACCAGAUUAAGAAAAACUAUUGUAGCAGUUAUAAAAGAAAACAGUACAUCAGAAAUUAAAAAUUUUAAUGAUUUAAAAGGAAAAAAUGCUUGUUUCUCAUUAGUUGAAGGAAUAGGAUAUAGAGCUGCAAGGCGUGUAAUAAAAAAAUAUGAAGAAUUAAGAAAUGAUUCGUUAACAUCAUUUUUCAAUAAAACUUGUGCACCUGGUGGCGAAGAAUUAUCUUAUUACUUCAAUAAUAACAUUGAAGUUGUUGAUACUUGUUCUUUGUGUCAGAUGGUUAGUUGGAAUGAAGGGCCCAGAGAUCCUUGUUCAUUUUAUGCAAAUCAGAAUAAUGAGUAUGAAAACGCAUUAAAAUGUUUGGAUCAAGUAGGCGAUGUUGCUUUUGUUGGUCUACAAGAUUUGGACAAGAAUGAUAAAUAUCGAGUAAUAUGUCGUAAUAAUACAUUAGCUGCAACUCCAGGCUUUGAUAACAUCGAUGAAGCAUGUGCCUUAACAACUGUGAUUACCAGUGAAAUUAUAACAAGAGUUAUUGACCAGGAAAAUUCAAACUUUAAAUUGUUAUUACGACAAAUUGAAAAGUACUUGGGCGGUAAAUCAUCCGCAUUUAAUACAAUGAAUGUAUUUAGUAAAUUUCAUAAUAAAAAUGAUGUUUUGUUUAAGGAUAAUACAGAAGGAUUUGAAUUUCUAGACGGAGCAAAUCAUUACUUUGGUUCGUACAACAAUCUAAUUUUAGAUAUUGAUGAUUUAGAAAAAGAUGGUGAAUUAUCAUAUGGCUAUUACGUUCUUAUCGUGGGAUCAGUUUUUGUUAUUUUAAUGAUGAUGGCGUUUGUCGUUUACAAUGUUGUCAUGAAAAGUGAAUAUCAUCGAGCGAAUCGAGUUGAAUUUUAAAAAGUUUAAAAUUAAAUUUAAUGGAAAUUAAAUUGUGAAGUGUGAAACGAAAUAGUGAUGAUAAUGACAUUGUAUAACUAUGGCCAGAAAUUCAUCUGAAUAGUAGCUCACAAUAGAUUCGUCCAUUGAGCGUUCAGUUCAACGACAGUAAGUAUGUACUGUGUGUAACAGAAAUGAAUUGUUUAUUAGCAUAUUUACUAUGCUUUCACGCUUACUUCUUGGUGGCCUUAUUCAAUAUUGAAUUUUGAAUUAUAUUCUUUAAUUCUUAAAUCUUAUUAUGGAAGAUUAUUUGAUUUAGCAAAUUUAAACCAAAAUUAUUGCCAAAUAUUAUAGUAAAUAAUAAUUGUUUAACUACACCGACCAAGCAAGAAAAUCGGACAAAAUUUAUGACAAGAAAGUAAUAAAAAUGAAAAAAUAAAUAAAUAAAAUUAUUUAAUGAAAUGUAAAGAAAAUCAUAAGGAAAAUGUGCUAUAAAUGAUAAGAUGGACUUUGAAAGUAGAGCUAAAGAAGCUGUAUAUACAGGGUGGGUCAUUUUAAUCUAUAAUGGCUAAUAG
Molecule: messenger RNA, 2783 nt
Organism: Chrysoperla carnea
Lineage: Eukaryota; Metazoa; Arthropoda; Insecta; Neuroptera; Chrysopidae
Product: transferrin-like
Exons: 12
Coding region: 70-2229 (719 amino acids)
Biological process (GO): iron ion transport
Cellular component (GO): early endosome; recycling endosome; plasma membrane
Source: RefSeq, a predicted model, not a curated record